AAGAAACAAAAUCUGCAUAGGCACCACGCUGACAAUCAUAAUGCCUUACAAGUUGAUUUUCUUAAUAAAAUGUUAAUUUGGGGUUAAUAGAAUCCCUUUUGAAUUUUCUUUAGUUGUUGUUCAUUUCUACAGUGUUCAGCACGGAGUGUUCGGUCACUUCGGUGCAGUGUUCAGUUUUCGGAAUAGAGUUCAGUGUUCCACGUAGAGAAUUCAGUGCAGACUGUUCAGCGCAGAGUGUUCGGUGCAGACUGUUCAGUGUUCAGCGCAGAGAAUUCAGCAGAGAGUGUUCAGUGUUCAGCGCAGUGUUCAGCGCAGAGUGUUCAGUGUUCAGUGUUCAGUGUAGAGCAGCAGGCGCCAACGAUGAUCAAGUGUCGUCUCAACCCCUGGCAUGGCGUGGACGUGGUCAUGUACAUCGCAUGUCUGAGCGCGGCGCUGGUGCUGGGCAUGUCCCUUAUCGCCCCCCGCCCAGAGCAGGUUAGCUGCUCCGAUCCUGCGCUGCUCCAGCCCUACCGCGCCGACACCAUCUCCCUGGCCCUCGUCCUGCUUACCUGCGUCAUCCUUCCCGCGCCUGUGAUCUUCCUCACGGAAUGCCUGACGUUCACCCCACACGCACAAGUUCUCAGAGUCGAUGCAACAGAACUUGAGAUGAGAACUGGGCGCUCGAGGUACCGGGAAUCGUUCUACAGCUCAUUGUCCCUGUACCGGGACCUGGUAGUGGGCAUGGUGAUGUCAUACCUGCUGCUGGAGCUGCUCAAAGUUGGUACCGCGCUACCAAGACCAAACUUCUGGGACAUCUGUGGUGCCGACACACGUAUGGAACUGUGUGGUGGUCACAAGAAGCUAGUGGCCGUGGACCUGGCGGUUAACUGCAGCAACCCUCGCGCCCUCAAGUGGAGGCAUCUGGCUGACGCUGCUAAGAGCUUCCCCUCGGGACACAGCUGCUUCUCGUGCUUCAUAGCCCUCUUCUUAACCUCAUAUUACUUCGUUCGCCUCGGGCCUGUCAACGACAACCAACGUCUGCCCGCCACCUGCAAAGUAGAGGACCGACGUCUGCCCGCCACCACCGCCGUAGACGACCGACGUCUGCCCGCCACCGCCCUACCCACAGACGUGCCCAGGUGGUACGGUGUGGCGCGGCGGUGGCUCCCGCUGCCGUGGAUUGUGUGGGCUGUGGUGGUGUCGUGCAGUCGACUGUGGGACCACAAACAUCAUUGGCAGGACGUCGUGGGGGGCGCCGUGUUGGGACUCGCCAUGGCAGCUUACACGAUCUUGGUGAUAAGUCAGAACUUCCGAGUAACGCGGAGAGUCGACAACCACAGGGACGCUGGACAUGAACUGAAUGCCUACCGCGUGGUCUCCCUGGGGUGAAUUGAACCGUGUGCUUCGGACGCCAAGUCUUGUGUUCCAUAAUCUACUUAAUUAUUAAGUCUUCAUUAUUGUACUUAGCGAACUGUUCACUGUUAAACCUAGAAGGUUUUCUGGUCCCCUAUAAGCCAUGUUCACCUAGUCCUGAGUCGAACAAAAACUCAUUAAUAUUCACGUAGUCGCCUUAUUACACUUAGAGAUGGAUUCCUCGUUCAAGAUUGGUCGGUUUAAGUUAAAAAUCCCGCCAGUAAGUGCCUACAAAAGUUUCGAUCUCGUAACUAUUUUCGAUAAUACGACCCAUGAUCAAAUUUGGGCCCGCCGUUGUUGCCUCGCAAAUUAGCAACAAAGUCGUUACUAUAGCUUGUAAAUAGUUACCUGAUGCAAUAUUAGCGAUUUUCUGAUCAGGAGGAUAUAAUAUAAUAUAGUGUGCCAUGGUCUAAAAUUAUUGGCAUUUAUCAUGAAUACUGAAGUCUGCAUUAGUCAUGUUAAUGGUACGAGUUCUUGUUUGGAGCAUAUCGAGCGAUAAUCGUAAGUGAUGUAGCAAUAUCUCCAUAUUGAGUGGUGAUCGUAGGUCAAAUCACCAUAUCACGUGGUGAUCGUAGGUCAUAUCACCAUAUCGAGUGGUGAUCGUAGGUCAUAUCACCAUAUCGAGUGAUGAUCGUAGGUCAUAUCACUAUAUCGAGUGGUGAUCGUAGGUCAUAUCACCAUAUCGAGUGGUGAUCGUAGGUCAUAUCACCAUAUCGAGUGAUGAUUAUAGGUCAUAUCACCAUAUCGAGUGAUGAUUAUAGGUCAUAUCACCAUAUCGAGUGGUGAUCGUAGGUCAUAUCACUAUAUCGAGUGGUGAUCGUAGGUCAUAUCACCAUAUCUAGUGGUGAUCGUAGGUCAUAUCACCAUAUCGAGUGGUGAUAGAAAGUCGACAAUAAUCUCACUAUUUCGAAUUGUGAUCGUAAGUUUGAGAGUGAUCUCACUAUUGAAAAUUAUGUUAGCGAUUGGUGCGUAAAUUGUUAGUGGUGGAUUUACGUAGCAUUCAUUUAAACGAAUCUCAAUCUUGACAUUACGUUGUUUGUUUGUUCUUAAAUAUGGUAAAGUCGGGUCAUUAUUUCUUGCAUUGUAUAUUAAUAUUAUGUACUCAAAAUAGUGAUUGUAUUGUGUUUUUGACGCAGAUUGAAGUACGUGUGUCUAGUAUAAGAACUAAACAAUGUUAAGUUUUCAUUUGAAGGUGAGCUGAACUUUGGCAAUUAUCUUUGACGGUAAAUGAUUAAUUUAGCAUUUAAAAGAUGUUGAAUAAUAAUAAAUCGCG
This is a messenger RNA of Hyalella azteca, 2665 nucleotides long. RefSeq names its product phospholipid phosphatase homolog 1.2 homolog. The record is from RefSeq and is a predicted model, not a curated record. Lineage: Eukaryota; Metazoa; Arthropoda; Malacostraca; Amphipoda; Hyalellidae. Gene Ontology annotation, molecular function: phosphatidate phosphatase activity. Gene Ontology annotation, biological process: signal transduction; phospholipid metabolic process; phospholipid dephosphorylation. Bases 361 to 1368 code for a protein of 335 amino acids. The transcript has 6 exons.